Molecule: messenger RNA, 916 nt
Organism: Pristis pectinata (smalltooth sawfish)
Lineage: Eukaryota; Metazoa; Chordata; Chondrichthyes; Rhinopristiformes; Pristidae
Gene: mettl3
Product: methyltransferase like 3
Exons: 4
Source: RefSeq, a predicted model, not a curated record
GGAAGUGACGCGCAGGGCCUACAGCCCGGUCUGGAGCCGGGGGCUGGAGUUGCGGCGGCGGCCGGGCGCCGGGAGCCGGGAUGUCGGACACGUGGAGCGACAUCCAGGCCCACAAGAAGCAGCUGCACAGCCUGAGGGAGAGGCUGCAGCGGAGGAGGCGGGAGCCGGGAGUCCACGCCGAGGCAGCCCAGGGCAUGGGGGCAGCCUUCCGCAGUGACAGCCCCGUGCUGGCAGCCGCCCUCCCUCCCGGCAAACCCAGCAGCCUGGACCAGGACGAGAAGAUCGACCCCGUCCUGGAGAAACGGUUGCUGGAGCAUCUCUCCAACCCGGCCCUGCUACCCACAGACUCCCUCGCCAUCCAGAACGCCAUGUUAUCGCUCCAGUGCCCGGUCACUCAGGGCAAUGUGGAGAGCCUGCUGCACAAGUUUGCGGCCCAGGAGCUGAUUGAGAUCCGCGGGGGUCUGUCCCAGGAUGGGACCCCCACCACCGUCACCUUCGCUGACCACACCAAGCUGUCGGCCAUGCUGGUCCUCCUGCCCCAGGACAGCGAGCAGCCCCCAUCGCGGGCCGAGAGCGGGCAGAGGCGCUGCCCCCAGCCCCCACUGCCGGGAUCGGGCGCCGCUCCAGACCGGAAGCUGCCCGAGCCUGCCAAGAAAUCCCGGAAGGUGGCCUCGGAGCUGGACAUGGAGAUUGAGAGGCUGCUGAACCAGCAGUCCACCAAGGAGAAGCAAAGCAAGAAGGUGAGCCAGGAGAUCCUGGAACUGCUGCAUACCAGCACGGCGAAGGAGCAGUCGAUCGUGGAGAAGUUCCGGUCCCGGGGCCGGGCCCAGGUGCAGGAGUUCUGUGACCACGGCACCAAGCUGGAGUGUAUGAGAGCCCUAGGGCUGGAGGGGCCCUGUCGCAAGCUGCACUUCAG